Messenger RNA from Tetrahymena thermophila SB210, 2055 nucleotides. Its product is annotated as transmembrane protein, putative. The transcript is spliced from 3 exons. The record is from RefSeq and is a predicted model, not a curated record. NCBI's taxonomy places the organism in Eukaryota, Ciliophora, Oligohymenophorea, Hymenostomatida, Tetrahymenidae.
AUGUAUUUAAUGUACACUCAUUUUAUAAAUAUAGCAUCUUCAGGUUCUCCUUGUGCAUUAGAAAUUUCAUAAGCUGAUAUAUUUUAUGUAAACAAUACUAAAUUUGUAAACUUAAAUAAUAGUAAUUAAACAAAAACAGUUGAAAGUAAUAUAAUUUCAUAUUACUAAGGAGGUGCUAUUGGCAUUUAAAAUGUAAAGUAAACACAUAUAGAAUAUUCUUUAUUUUAAAAUUGCUCAUCUUCAAUGCAAGGGGGAGCAAUCUACUCUUCUCAAUAAAUAAAAGCAAACUUUAUACUAUACAAGUCAAAUUUUAUUGAUAAUAAAUCAAUUUAUAGCUCUGGAGGAGCUAUUUUUCUUUAAUUUUUAAGAGGAGUGAACAUUACAAAGUCUAAUUUCACAAAAAACAAAGCUUUAUUCUAAAAUGGUGGAGCGAUUUCACUAGAUACAUGCGAUCUAUUAUAAUUUUCAGAUGAUAUAUUUUCAUCUAAUGAAGCAAGUAUUGGAGGUUCUAUUUACCAUUACAAAGUUAAUUCUAAUCUGAUAAAAAAAAUUAAUCUUCUACAAAAUAAUAUAAUCUUUUGGCAUAACAAAGCAUCUUUUUAUGGGUAAAAUAUUGGAUCAAUUCCUUAAAAUAUAGGAAUAACAAAUAAACCUCAUUUAGAUUCUCUAAAAAUAGUAGAAGAAUACUCAAUUUACAAUAUCUCAAGUGGAAAUUACUUAGACAAAAAAUUAUAUUUAAAUUUUAUAGAUGAGGAAAACAAUUCUUUCAACUUUUUAGGACCUGAUAUUUUUUAUGAUAGAAGUUAAUUCUACUUUUAGCUUUACAUUUAAAAUAAUAGUUAAAUAGUUAUUUAGGAGGGAAUGAGUGCUUUGCUUAACAAAACAAUUGGAAUGUUUGAAUUAAACUUUUAAUCAUUUUACAAAAUAUCUUAAAAUCAAACAAUAAGCAUUAUUUCUAAUUAGUUUUAAUAAGGUGUAUUUCUAUCUAUUCCAUUACACUUGUAUUAUAGGAACUGCACAAUAGGAGAGAUUAUUUUAGAAAAAAAUUAAUUCAUUUAGUGCAGUUAAUGUGUUGAAGGGAGAUACUCAUUAAAAAUUCCUGAUAUGCAGAAUAAUAUCAAUAAACUUGAAUGUGUAUCAUGUCCAGAAUAAGCUCAUUUCUGUUAAGGAUCUGAAAUUUAGUUAAAGGAUGGCUACUGGAGAGAGAGUAAUUUAACAGAUUAGAUUUACACUUGUUUAUUAGAUAGUUGUUCUUUUAAUAAUCCUCAAAGUAAAAAUGGAUGCCUAACUGGAUUUGUAGGUCCUCUUUGCAAUAGCUGCGAUAAUAAAAAUAAGGUUUGGGGUCAAUAAUAUGGUCUUAAAGGUUAAAAUUGCUUUCCUUGCAGCUAACAAUUAAAUUAAAUAGCAUUCGCAUGCUUUUUUAUCAUUUUCUAUGUAUUUUAUAUAGCAUUCAGUUAACACAAUAUUAUUGCCUCUAAAAUAAGAAUUAUGAAGCUAAAAAUUUUUAAAUAAAUUUAAUUGCUGGUAACAAGUAACUUGAGUUCAUCUGCAAAUGAGUCUUCAUUAUUGUACAAAAUCUUCAUAAAUUAUUUGUAGAUUUUAUCAUGUAUAGCUAACUUUACCAUAUUAAACACAUAUUUCUUAUCGAAUCCUGUUAAUUUAUUUGGAAAUCCUAUUAAAAUAACAAUCAAUUCUUUAGACUGUUUAUUUAAAAUAAGUGAUAAAUAUCCUUUGUGGCUUAAUAGAAUAAUAAUUUAGAUAUUUUCUAUAAUCAUUAUUUGUCUCCUAACACUUAUUUUAUUACUGAUUAAAUAGCUUAGAUCAUAUAAAAAGAAGGAAUAAGCUCUUAAAAAAUUCCAUCAAAUGAUUAAAAUGACUUUAGUUUUCAUUUACAUUUUCUAUCAGCCAUCAAUAGUAAUUAACUAAAAUUUAAUCUUUAUUGGUUUUUAAAAAAUAAAAUUUAUUUAUUACAGCUAAAAAAUUGAAAACGAUUUCUUUAUUUUUAAAUUAAAUUUUAAUAAAUUUUAUUAUUUUAUAGUCUAAAAUACUGAUUGA